Messenger RNA from Adineta ricciae, 1599 nucleotides. The record is from the annotation of a GenBank genome assembly. Lineage: Eukaryota; Metazoa; Rotifera; Eurotatoria; Adinetida; Adinetidae.
AUGGAGAGAGACUAUUCAUUCGUUCGAGUACAAAAGAUUCGUCGUUCUUCGCUCACUAGUGCAUCAAAAUCAAAUGUUGGAUCAGUACGAAUGAAUAGUAGAGAUCGUCUGUUCAAAUUCAAUAACGAAAAUCAGAAGUAUCGUUAUCGGAUUGAUUCUAAUAACCAAUUGGCAUCAUCUUUUUCCAAACGGGAAUCUCAACGUAUUCGUCCACUGGCAAACCCGUGUAAGCCCCAACUAGGCUCAGCAAAACAAUCGACCGAAUAUAAGAAGAAUAGUCGUAGACAUGAUCUAUUUUCGUCUAAAAUUGAUAUUCCAAGUCGAAACAACUCGAAGAAGACAAACUGGAACUCCCAGUGUACUCGUCGUCGAUGUUGUUGCCUCUUAGCAGCUCUACUGCUGUUUCAACUUCUUGCAGGAAUGAUCACCGCUAUGACUAUCAUGGGCAUGCAACUGAAAAAUCAAACAACUUACGGCUCGACAGUAACAACAACGCGCACAACAUCAACAACACAAACAACAACAACAAGUUCAUCAUCGAGUUCAUCAAGUACAAGCAGUACGUCUUCUACAAGCAGCUCGACAACAAGUACAAGCAGUACGUCUUCUACAAGCAGCUCGACAACAAGUACAAGCAGUACGUCUUCUACAAGCAGCUCGACAACAACGACCAGUACAUCAACUACAACAGCAUUUGAUUCUUGUAAUUAUCUUCGAUGGAAUCAAACAGGAACCAUCGUCGCAGGUACAACAUUAGCCGGCUCAACCGCCAAUCAGCUCAAUGAACCCUAUUGUUUAUACAUCGAUAGUAACGAUAUUCUAUACGUUUGUGAUUAUUUGAACCAUCGCAUUCAAAAAUGGUUGCCGAAUGCUACAAAUGGUACGACAAUUGCCGGAAGCAGUACUGGUCUACUUGGUUCGUCGUCUCUUCUAUUAUACCAACCUUUUGAUUUAACAUUUGAUGUCAAUGGAUACUUAUAUGUGGCUGAUUCUGGAAAUGCUCGUGUGCAACGCUUUCCACCGAAUUCACUCAAUGGGACGUCUGUUGCUGGCACAGGUUUUUUAUCGAGCGCAUUGAAUGGAUUGAACCAUCCAACAGCCAUUAUAGUUGAUAAUAAUCUGAACCUUUUUGUUCUUGAUGAAGGAAAUACACGAUUGAUGAAAUGGUUACCGAAUGCAACCAAUGGUUCAGUUAUGAUUGAUGCCAAUGAUUUAAAUUCUGUUUUCGAUUUCGUAUUCGCACCGGGGUCAUCGAACCAAGUUUAUUUAUCCGACAAUGGUGCAAGUAAAGUUCGUUUAUGGACAUUCAGUUCGUCCACUGAAGAUGGAUAUCUUCAAAUAGUCAAUGCGUCAACAACAACUAUUACUAGUCCGAGGGGGUUAGCUUAUGAUCCUUAUGGAAAUCUGUAUGUUGCUGAUACACUAAAUGAUCGGAUAGUGAUGUUUUGUGGAAAUUCAACUGUUGGUACUGUUGUUGCUAAAUAUACUACUGGCGUGCCGACGGUUUCCGGGCCAAGUGGUGUUGCAUUCGAUUCUAAUCUAAACUUGUAUGUCUCCAACUUAUAUAGUGACAAUGUUGUCGCAUUUGCUCGUUUGUAA